AUGUGGUUAGAGACACACUGGAAGAAUAUCCGCCAAGCGUUGUUGCUUCUUUUCACUGCUGCUCUUCUCAUUGGGGUCACCAUGCUGGCUGUUUCAUCUAACAUCAAUCCAGUAGGCUAUUUCUUCCUAGGGGUAGGGGGAGUGUGCCUGAUUGGCUAUUUGCUGAGUGCAUUUGUCAAGUGUUACCUGAGGAAUCGGCACCAACAUGAUGCAAAUGAGGUACCUCCAAACAGGCAAAGCCAAGCAGGGGUGAACGCUGCCUACGAAGCGCCCACCUACGAGGAGGUGAUGACAGUGUCAGCUCCAGCAAUAUGGACGAUUGCAUCCAAUCCAGGCUUAGUGCCCUCACCACUGAAUGAGCCUCCUCCUUACAGCAUAGUUAGUGAAUCAUCUGCCCAAGAAGAUAUUACGGUGGAGGCCCUCAGGGUUCCAGUGGCAUCAGACACAAGGCACGCCUCUGACACAGACACAGGCUCCAGGAUGCAGUUGCAGCUGGUGCUGCCCCCAAGACUGCAGCGGUUUGUUUCGGACAUCCACGAAGUAAAAGGUAUUGAAGACAGGUUUGAGCCACUGGAGCCACUCACUCCACCACCUGCUUAUGAGAGUGCCAUCAAUGAUGACGUCUUUGAAGAUGCUUUCCAGCCCGCCAUAUUAGGAUUAAUUUCACCUUCGAUGAAUGCAGAACCAAACCCUCACCCCAAUACAGGAUGCUCCUAG
Messenger RNA from Leptosomus discolor (cuckoo roller), 717 nucleotides. RefSeq names its product transmembrane protein 139 (gene TMEM139). NCBI's taxonomy places the organism in Eukaryota, Metazoa, Chordata, Aves, Leptosomiformes, Leptosomidae. The record is from RefSeq and is a predicted model, not a curated record.